Molecule: messenger RNA, 8596 nt
Organism: Talpa occidentalis (Iberian mole)
Lineage: Eukaryota; Metazoa; Chordata; Mammalia; Eulipotyphla; Talpidae
Gene: NEBL
Product: nebulette
Exons: 27
Coding region: 167-3097 (976 amino acids)
Biological process (GO): cardiac muscle thin filament assembly
Cellular component (GO): Z disc; focal adhesion
Molecular function (GO): actin filament binding
Source: RefSeq, a predicted model, not a curated record
GCUAAAUAGGGAGGAGGUCUGGGCAAGGUCAUUUCUGCCAGAACACUGGAAACUCCACCAUCUCAAGGGUGCUGUAGCACAUAAAAGUUGCUACACAAGUAUAUUUAAAAUAUAUAUAUAAUAUACAUCAUAUAUACAUAUAUUAAAUACUAUAAAGAGACUAAGAAUGAAGGUUCCUGUAAUUGAGGAUGUAAAAGAUGAAACUGAAGAGGAAAAAGCUGGGGACAAAGAAAAUGAAGACGACAAGGUUUUCUUUAAACCUGUUAUUGAAGACCUUAGUAUGGAAUUAGCCAGAAAAUGCACCGAACUCAUUAGUGAUAUCCAUUAUAAAGAAGAGUAUAAAAAGUCUAAAGACAAGUGUACUUUUGUGACUGACACGCCUAUGCUAAACCAUGUGAAAAAUAUUGGCGCUUUUAUUUCUGAGGCAAAGUACAAAGGAACCACUAAGGCGAAUCUCUCCAAUUCUCUUUAUAAGCAGAUGCCAGCCACAAUUGACAGUGUCUUUGCAAAAGAAGUCACACAGCUUCAGAGUGAGGUUGCCUACAAGCAGAAACAUGAUGCUGCAAAAGGAUUUUCAGAUUAUGCCCAUAUGAAGGAGCCACCCGAGGUCAGGCAUGCCAUGGAGGUCAAUAAACACCAGAGCAAUAUUUCUUACAGAAGAGAUGUACAGGACACCCAUGUGUAUAAUGCAGAGCUUGACAGACCAGACAUCAAGAUGGCAACACAGAUCUCCAAGAUAAUAAGCAAUGCAGAAUACAAGAAAGGACAAGGUGUCAUGAAUAAAGAGCCUGCUGUAAUUGGAAGACCAGAUUUUGAACAUGCUGUGGAAGCUUCAAAACUUUCUAGUCAAAUUAAAUACAAAGAAAAAUUUGGUAAUGAAAUGAAGGAUAAGAAACAUCAUUACAAUCCCCUUGAAAGUGCUUCUUUUAGGCAAAGUCAGCUUGCUACCGUACUGGCGAGUGAUGUGAAGUACAAGAAAGACAUGCAAUAUAUGCAUGAUCCAGUUUCAGACCUCCCUAACUUGUUUUUAGAACAUGCUUUGAAAACCAGCAAAAUGCUCAGCGGACGAGAGUACAAAAAGCAUUUUGAGGAAAGCAAAGGAAUGUAUCAUUUUGACGCGGAUGCUGCCGAGCACCUGCACCAUAAAGACAAUGCCACGCUGCAGAGUCAGGUUAAAUACAAAGAAGAAUAUGAGAAAAAUAAGGGGAAAUCAAUGCUUGAAUUUGUCGAGACACCAUCUUAUCAAACUUCAAAGGAGGCUCAGAAGAUGCAGAGUGAGAAAGUUUACAGAGAGGAUUAUGAAAAUGAGAUUAAAGGAAGGUCAUCACUGGAUUUAGACAAAACUCCGGAAUUUUUACAUGUAAAAUACAUCACCAACCUUCUAAAGGAGAAAGAAUAUAAAAAAGAUUUGGAAAAUGAAAUAAAAGGGAAAGGGAUGGAUCUUAAUUCAGAAGUUCUUGAUAUUCAAAGAGCAAAACGGGCAUCUGAAAUGGCUAGUGAGAAAGACUAUAAAAAAGAUCUGGAGACAGAGAUUAAAGGGAGAGGCAUGCAGGUGAGCGCAGACACUUUAGAGAUCCAGCGAGCUAAGAGAGCCUCCGAAAUGGCCAGCCAGAAAGAAUAUAAGAAAGAUCUAGAAAAUGAAAUCAAAGGGAAAGGAAUGCAAAUGAGUAUGGAUAUCCCAGAUAUGCUUCGAGCCAAGAGAGCGUCUGAAAUCUACAGUGAGAAAAAGUAUAAAGAUGAAGCAGAGAAGAUGCUUUCUAACUAUUCUACUGUGGCAGAUACCCCCGAAAUUCAGAGGAUUAAAACAACUCAACAAAACAUUAGUGCGGUAUUUUAUAAGAAAGAAAUAGGAGCUGGCACAGCAGUAAAAGAUACUCCAGAGAUUAAUCGAGUGAAGAAAAAUCAGCAGAAUAUUAGUUCAGUGAGAUACAAAGAAGAGAUAAAACAGGCAACAGCCAUUUCUGAUCCUCCAGAGCUAAAGCGAGUUAAAGAAAACCAGAAGAACAUCAGCAAUCUCCAGUAUAAAGAGCAGAGGUAUAAGGCGACCCCAGUCAGCACAACACCAGAGAUAGAGAGAGUGAGGCGGAACCAGGAGCAGCUGAGCAUGGUAAAAUACAAAGGAGAGAUGAAACAGGCAACAGCCAUUUCCGAUCCACCAGAGCUAAAGAGAGUUAAAGAAAAUCAGAAGAACAUCAGCAAUGUUUGUUAUAAAAGUCAAUUGGGAAGAGCCACAGCUUUAAGUGUAACUCCUGAAAUGGAGAGAGUAAAGAAGAAUCAAGAAAAUAUUAGUUCGGUAAAAUAUACCCAGGACCAUAAGCAGAUGAAGGGUAGACCAAGUAUGAUUUUAGAUACACCUGGUCUGAGAUGUGUCAAAGAAGCACAAAAUCAUAUUUCAAUGGUAAAAUAUCAUGAAGAUUUUGAAAAGACAAAGGGAAGGGGCUUUACUCCUGUUGUGGAUGACCCAGUGACAGAGCGAGUGCGGAAGAACACCCAGGUUGUCAGUGACGCUGCCUACAAAGGUGUCCAUCCUCAUAUCGUGGAGAUGGACAGGAGACCUGGGAUCAUUGUCGACCUCAAAGUUUGGCGCACAGACCCUGGUUCCAUCUUCGACAUUGAUCCCCUGGAAGACAAUAUUCAGUCCAGAAGUCUCCAUAUGCUCUCUGAAAAGGCGAGUCAAUAUAGGAGACACCGAUCUCGAUCUCAUUCCAGCAGUACUUUUGGUACAGGGCUGGGCGAUGACAAGUCGGAACUAUCCGAGACUUACCCUAGCUUUUCAUGCUGCAGUGAGGUGACAAGACCCUCUGAUGAAGGAGCGCCUGUUCUUCCUGGAGCUUACCAGCAAAGUCACUCCCAAGGCUAUGGUUAUAUGCACCAGACCAGCCUGUCAUCCAUGAGGUCAAUGCAGCAUUCACCAAACCUAAGGACCUACCGAGCCAUGUAUGAUUACAGUGCCCAGGAUGAAGACGAAGUGUCCUUCAGGGACGGUGACUACAUUGUCAACGUGCAGCCCAUCGACGACGGCUGGAUGUAUGGAACGGUGCAAAGAACAGGGAAGACGGGCAUGCUGCCCGCGAAUUACAUUGAGUUUGUUAAUUAAGUCCUCCUCCUUGCCCGUUGAGCUUUAUUCUAAUGUAUACUAAACCCAAUCUUUUUAAGAGAUAGAAGAUACUUUUAAGAUGACUUGGCAGUUAUUUUACAAUAAUCUAUCCUUAUUUGGACAGUUAGACACACAGGUACCAGGAUGAAGGAAUGACUUCUGGGCUGAAAACAGCAGCAUGUUCAGUAAUUCCUAGAAACAAAAUAAUUAGGUCUGGAGACCUGGUGCUGCUAAUUGUGUUAAUGGUUUCCUCUGAUUGGCUAUUGAACCCCUCUGGGAAAUGUAUUUUUGUAGACUUUAAUAGAGAUGUUGAUUGUCCCUUAAAUGUAAUGAGUAUAUGAAACUUCUUAGCUGUCACUUUGGAAUCACCAGAAGCCAAUUCUCUUAAUUCAGUAACACAGCCAAUAAUUUAAAAACCAUUUAGCUUUUGAGUCUUUAGGCAAUUUCCAAUUCAAGUGAAAAUUGCCCAAUAUAAUAAAUGUAAACAGUGGCAGAAUGACACUUUGGUUAAAAUUCUAUUGACUGGUGGCCUUAGACACCUAGAAUCUUCUACUAAACAAAGAAAUUUCUUUGCUCCUUUGGCUUACUUGGAUCUAUUUAUUUCUCACUUGUACCAAGGCAAUCCUACACUCCAUUUACAUUCUGUGGUCCCAAGUCUAUGAGGGUCCACAGAAUGGCAGGACAAAAUAACUACACAGCUACUCUGCAAAGGGCAAAAUUUAAGGUCAUCUAUAUUAUUUCCCUACCAGGCUUUUACCCUGUUGCAUGUCAUGUAGGUUCAAGCUUCUGUAACAUAGGCAGCUGCACUGCCCAUUCCUGUUAUUAAAGCAGAAAGUGUGGCCGAUAUCUAAAAAUCUUUUCCUCUGUGCCAGCUCAUCAGAGAAACAUAUUUUGAAAAGUUGCUUGAGAUUCUCCUGCUGCAUUGCACUCUAGUUUUGGAAGAUUUACACCUUAGCAAAUAGUUGUAUACUCUAGUACAUAAGUGAUUUAGGUGUUUAUUGAACAGCUUUCAUUAACUUAAUGCCAGUAAUGUUAAGAAAAAAAGAAAACUUGAGAGGACCCAGUGGGGAAAGAAAGAACAGAAUAUGAAAUGUGCUGAAGAAGACCAGCAAACAAAACAUUGCCAACUCUGUAAAGAGAGAGGUGAUCAGGUUUCUUACUUUGGAACUUGGAACUCAGAUUCUGGAGUGGAAAUUUACCCACUGAAACUGGUUAAUGAAAAGACUUUCUUUACACUUUUUAAAUUUUUUUUCUAAAUCAUGUUGAGGCAACGAGCUAGGAAUGUCAACAGAGAUUCUCAGUAUAGGUCCCUCAGAUUGUUAAUGAAAAAAACGAAAUGAUCACAUUUGACUUUUAAAUGAGUGACCUUGCAGGCAUUAGCCGGAUUCUCAGCCAUAGCUGUAGCCCUUGCUGGCCAGUCAUGAAUCAUUUUCACCUGGAGUCCUUAGUCAAGCUCUCCUGAGAGAUUAACUAACUUCCAUCAGCAAUUCCAUAUUUUUCUGAUUGUGCCAUUUCUUGGGACUUGCAACAGGGUAGCAUUCUUGUAAGGUCUGACUCUGCAGUAGUGAUGAAAUUGGAAAAAAAAAAAUGUUUACAGAAAUGUAAUAAAAUGGAUGUCUUGUAUAUUCAAGAAAAUUAUAAUAUUCUAUAAGAUAACUUUUAUUGAAAUACUUAUUAGUCCAAAAGCAAAUGUUAAUUCAUUUAGAUCUUUGAAAAGUUAGCACAUACUUUUAAAAAUAUGUAGUUUCAUCUGGCUAAAAUUUUAUCUGGCUAAAAAAUUUAAACAGAUUUUACUACAUACUUCAUUCAUUCUGCAUCUAUAUGAGACGAACAUAAAGUCAAAAGAGAAGAAUUCAGACAAAUAAGUAGAGAAUUUUUUGAAUGGAUUUUACAGAUGACCAAAUAUUCUGUUUGAUAUUCUGUUUGAAUGACCAGUCAUGACUAAAUUGUCUAAACCCCAUAUCUAUUUUGAUGUCUUAUAUACAAACCACAGAAGACUAGCUGAACUUGAAGUGUUCCUGCAAAAAUUUCUGUGCAAUUAAAACUGAGGGCAAUAAGUAUUGCUCAAUUUUAUUAUAUCAUGAAGUAAAUACUUAUAUUUCACCCAGACAGAACAUUUUUUGGUAUUAUAUAAAAAAAAAGAGUAGUUGUUGAUUAAAUUUGCAGACUAAAUGUAGGACAGGUACAAUUUUUGAUAAAUAGCACAUUUAUAGGAAGCUCAAGGGAUAUUGACUUGAAAUGAUUAUAAUCAGGAAAGUUACUAUAAAAUAGAAGCUUGAUGUUUCAUUGUUUUUCUUAUCCACCCAUUUAAAAAUCAGAGUCAUUGAACGUAAAAGUCAGUAAUAAUAUAGGGAAUAAUUCUCCUAAAAUUUUAAGCUUCACACAAUGAUGGCACAGCAAGAUGUUUCUGCUUCCAGCCUUUAGGAAUCAAGAUCUGAGCAGAAUUUAACUAGAGAACAGUUAUUUUACGAUAAAGACUGAGGGAGAACAAGCUGUCAUGUGCUCCUGAGGCUGACUUGGUGGUGUUGUCGUUGUUCCUGGAGUAUCAGGAUAUUAAGCAUCUCAGCAGAAAAACAGAAAGUAAACACACAUGGAUAUGCACCCACACACACAGUAUCAAAAUGCUAUUUUUAUAGCAUCAUUUUGAAAAACUACAUUCUCGGACACCUUUCCCCUUCUGACAUGCGCUCUCCCUACCUUGAAUUUGGCAACAGGUAUCUCAUCCACAAGGUUGACAGCUAAAGAAGAGUUAAAAAAAAACAAAUCUUUUUACAAUCAAAUUAAAGAAGGCUGUGUAAAUGCCCAAGCACAGGAAGCAUGCUCCUAUUUUCUAAAUUUGAGGUGUUCUGGAGCUUGAUAUGAGCACAAAGAACAGUUUGAUACACUUUUAAAGGGUUCCAAAACCAAAUCUGUGUGUGGAUCGUAUCUCUCUUGAGAAAAGUAUAGCAACAGAAUAUAAUGCUUUUGUUGUAAGUUUUUGUAGUAAAUGUUUCUACUAAUUCCUGUUCUCUAGAAGGCUUUCUAUUUCUAACCUGAGGCAAAAAGAAUUCUUUGUCUUCCUGUUAUUGUUUACACAUCAGUAGUGAAACCCAGUUUGAAAUAUUGAUGGGAUGCCCAUGCAGUCUCUGAAUCUUCUCAGGCUUCCCCCACCUUCAAAGACCGUGUAGGAAUUUGCAAGCACAAUUCCCAGGAGCACUUUGUAUGAACGUGGAUCAGCUCAGCCCAGCCCCUCUCCUGCCACUAGGCAGGUCAUUGCUUGAUGAUGAUGAGUUUUGCCCUUUUUCCCAGUCUGUCUUUCCUUCUCCUCUUUGUGUCAGACUGGACAAUCAUCCUGGAGUUGGGAAACAGACUUUUCUAAAACAGAUAGUGGUUGUUCAAGAGAUACAUCUUUUUCGGGUUUGUCCCUCUCCAACGGAAUGUUCUGAAUGAAAGAUAAAGAAAAUGUGUAUGAUUCCUUUCUAACACAUCCCCAUAUAAAGUGGAUAUAGUUUAUACCAAAAUGAUAGUAGAGAUAUUUACAAAAAUAGGUGCCUUUUUGAUUACCCUUGUUUAUCCAUGAUAGCCUUGGAAAGAAAACCAAGCAAACAAGCUUCUGCCUAUUCUAUAGUAAUAUUUUAUUAUACGCAAUUGGUAUUUUUGUGGUGGGGAAGUGAGAUGCUCCUGAUAGAUAUGAAAUAUGAGAGCUGAUUAUAUUUUACCUCUAAAGGUUUAGGACUUCAGAAAAUACUGAUUUCUCCCAUAUAUUUCUGAAAGGUUUUUUGUGGAUUUAUAUAUAGUUGAGAUGCAUAAACAUUAACUUUAGGUUUGGGAUUUGAAAUAACCUGUUGUAAGAUAGAAGUAUUAUGUUAUGAGGCUGAAUUCAUUACGUAAGAUGAAAUUCACUUCAUAAAUCAUUAUACCGUAGCUAUUUGCCUCUGAUAAUCUAGAAGUGACUUGAGUGUGAUUGUUUUGGGUAACUUGAUAUAGGGGUAAGAAAGUUUUAGUUAAGUUAGAAGCUAUGUAAACUAAAUCAAGAAUGUUAAAAUGAAAGUCUCCUUCUGAAGUAUUCCAUGCCCACUAGGGUACAUUCCAGGAAAGUAACUGUCAACUCUUGAUCAGAAAACUCAAAACAUUGUAUGAUGCUUCCACAGCCAUGCAUCCUGUGACCCUUAGACUACUGGAAUCCACACACCUGGAAGGACCCCCGGGGAAAAUUUCCUCCCUGAUUGUCUAUAUUACUUCAGUGUAUUCAUGGGAACUCCAUAAGCUUUUUGUGUUUGUUAAAUGGUAUCCAGUUUGCAUAGUAUUUACUUCCUUGUAGUCCAGUUGCUGUUAAGAAUGACUUACUUUAAAGGAAAAGAGAAAACUGCAUCAGAGUCUCAUUUUUCAGUGUCCAUACAAUGAAUGACUAAGGAUCUAGAAGCAGCGCCAAGUGGGUGACGGCCUUGAUGUGGAACUGUUGGUCUUUGACCUGUGAUAAAAACGCAAAAUUGAAUCAUUGUUCACUUUGGCUUCUAUUUGGUUCAAAAUAUGUAGAAUUCUGGUUCAUGAUUAACUUGCAAGAUUGUGCUAACUUUGAAAGCCUAUGGUUUUGAAGGAGACGCCAUGUUUUUGAGAUAAAGGGGCUUACAGAAUGAUACAAUGUUACUACUAUAAUUUGGCUUUUGUUAUGCAAAUUGUUAACACCAGCUAUUAAAAUCUAUUUUAGUAGAAAUGCUUUAAUUCAUGUUUUUUUUCCUCUACACUGUGAAUUUUUAAGCCUUGGUGGACUAGAGCAACAUCCUGCUGCCCAAAGGACUAACCUAUGCAAACUAGUUCACAAUUUAGUGGAUGUCACAGUAAGUGUGUAAAGAGACAUUACUUCCCCUACACAAUGUGCAGUGGCAUUGAAGUGACAGUAGAGCCUAGCAUUGUGUAUGUGUAGUGUUGUCACUCACAAACCCUUCAAGGCUUCCGUAAUCAUUAGUAUUAGUAUUCCUUGAAAAGCAAAUCACUGAUUUAUUUAUUAAAACUACUUGAACGAUGUCAGAACCGGAAUGACAGAUGGAUGCGCCGGCCUUGGCUCAAUGUGGUCACUGCAAGUGUUUGCCUGUGAUAGAACCGCAUUCUCAGAUGCACUCUCUUCAGGGUAUUAUUAUUCUGUGUCUUCUUUCUGUAUUUGUAAAACAUGAUAACGCUUUAAUUUCUUAUCUCUACACAUUCAGUUUGCUUAAAUAAAUGCAGGAUAUAACAAAAUGGUUCUACUUCUUGGUUGUCACCGUGGUUUCUGGGUGCAUGGGCCAUUGAUAAUACCCCGGGUUUUAGGUUUAUUGUGGCAACUCACGUCAAGUCGCCCCGAAGGUGAGCCCUGACCCCAGAGCACUUAUACCUGUGAGUUGUUUCAACUGUAUCUCCUGCAAGUAAAUUUAGUUUUAAAUGAUAACAAUAUUAGGUAUUUUGAAGCUCAGUAUCUUUCUGAUUUUAUAUCAAAGUACUAUAAUACAUCAUUGUAGUUUACUGCUUCCAAGAUUAGAUUCCUCA